Molecule: messenger RNA, 624 nt
Organism: Branchiostoma belcheri (Belcher's lancelet)
Lineage: Eukaryota; Metazoa; Chordata; Leptocardii; Amphioxiformes; Branchiostomatidae
Exons: 2
Coding region: 1-624 (207 amino acids)
Molecular function (GO): GTP binding
Source: RefSeq, a predicted model, not a curated record
AUGGCGCAGGAACAGGAACCGAAUGAGCUGGAGCUGGCGGAGCUACGUAACAGAGUAAAACGCCGUGUAACCAACCUGCUCCGCAACAAGCCUGAUGAAGAGAAGUUCAACGUCCUCGUAGUCGGCAUGCCAGGCUCUGGCAAAUCGUCUUUUAUCAACUCGAUGAGUAUGGCCGUCACUGGAACUUGGAAGGAAGUCGCGCACUACAGUAAAAGCAACAAGAGUGUGACGAGAUGCCUGGAGGGCUAUGUCAUGUUUGACGAUAAUUGCAAAGAAGUAGACGAAGACCACCCAAUGCCAGCCUACAAGAAAAACGUCGUCUUCUGGGACUGUGCCGGAUUUCCUGAUGCCACCGAUAAAGUGUACUCUACGAUCGUCUCACUGGCACUUGACAGUCGCAUACCAUCCGGCACCAACGUGAUCGAAUGCAUGAAUCAAACCCCGGAUGAGCUCAGAAAAAGGUUCGCACGAGUAGAUCGCAACAUGACGUUUGAUCGGAUCGUAUUCAUCUUGUCCGCAGCAAGUGAGGAAAUUCCCGGUUACCUGGUGGAAGCAAUCAAGACAGGAGCACAGCAAGGGCAUGGUAAAUAUUGUCUUUUUUCCUUAGGCCAUCAGCUCCAAUAG